AUGGCCAACACCGAGCGCACCUUCAUCGAGAUCAAGCUGGAUGGUGUGCAGUGCGGCCUGGUGGGUGUGAUCAUAAAGCGCUUUGAACAGAAGGGUUUCUGCCUCGUGGCCAUGAAGUUCCUUCGGGCCUCUGAGGACCACCUGAAGCAACACUAUAUUGACUUGAAAGACUGCCCAUUCUUCCCAGGGCUGGUGAAGUACAUGAACUCAGGGCCAGUCAUGGCCAUGGAACAUCAUUCAUGGCAGUGA
Choloepus didactylus (southern two-toed sloth) is the source of this 249-nucleotide messenger RNA. RefSeq names its product nucleoside diphosphate kinase B-like. Lineage: Eukaryota; Metazoa; Chordata; Mammalia; Pilosa; Megalonychidae. Gene Ontology annotation, molecular function: nucleoside diphosphate kinase activity. The transcript has 2 exons. The coding region runs from base 1 to 249 and encodes 82 amino acids. Gene Ontology annotation, biological process: GTP biosynthetic process; CTP biosynthetic process; UTP biosynthetic process. The record is from RefSeq and is a predicted model, not a curated record.